Molecule: messenger RNA, 1242 nt
Organism: Bactrocera oleae (olive fruit fly)
Lineage: Eukaryota; Metazoa; Arthropoda; Insecta; Diptera; Tephritidae
Gene: Arpc5
Product: Actin-related protein 2/3 complex, subunit 5
Biological process (GO): cell migration; regulation of actin filament polymerization; Arp2/3 complex-mediated actin nucleation
Cellular component (GO): Arp2/3 protein complex; actin cytoskeleton; cytoplasm
Molecular function (GO): actin filament binding
Source: RefSeq, a predicted model, not a curated record
AAAGAGAUUACUUCAAAUUCGAUGAGUCGAUAAUUAUCAAUUUUACAAUUUUUUGACACGACAAACAUGUUUUAAAAUAUAUAUAUGAAUAUGUAAUAUGUGAAAUUAAUAUAUUUGAAUGUUGGAUAAAUGUAUAUGAAAUCAAUAUUUAGGUUGUUUACAUUUAUUCAACUGUUUAUUGCUCAACGAAAUUUCAAAUAUUCAAUUUACUCGAGCAAAAUAUUUAGACUGAAUAUACCCAAUGCGGUUUUUGCAUUUAGCGAUAGCUGUCAUAUUUGACAUUUUUGAUAAGCGUUUUCGUUUUUCUAUGUGUGAAUCAUUUUUGUGCAAUUCUUAGAUUAUUUCCAAAAAUUCAUACAUUUUUUAUAUUGAAUUAAAAUAUUCCUGCUUUUGAUUGAAACAAAAUAAUGGCUAAGAAUACCUCUAGUUCAGCUUUCCGCAAAAUUGAUGUGGAUCAAUAUAAUGAGGAUAAUUUUAAGGAAGACGAAGCAGACGCAAUUUCAGCCACUGUUGGCCCAGAUGAAAAUGAAAUAACGACACUUCUUACACAAGGCAAAUCUGUAGAGGCUUUAGUUAAUGUAUUACAAAAUGCGCCUUUGCGUUGCAAAAAUCAACAUGUGAAGGACAACGCCUUGAAUACAACUCUACGAGUAUUGCUCUCCAUCAAAUCAUCACAAAUGGAUCAAGCUGUCGACGCACUCGAACAAAACGAUUUACUAGACGUUUUAAUGAAGUAUAUUUAUCGUGGCUUUGAAAUUCCCUCAGAGGGCUCUAGCGGGCAUCUAUUGCAAUGGCAUGAAAAAGCAUUUGCCAAAGGUGGUGUGGGCUGUAUUGUGCGAGUCCUUUCUGAUACUAAUCGAGCAUAAUCUAUAUUACCGUUAAUCAACCUAAAUUUAAGUGAGUGAAAAGAGCAAAAGUAAUUAGUUCUGGCUUUUACAAUACUUCCAUAGCUAUACUACAAUGAAUAAUUAGUUAAACUCUACUACAUAUACAUACAUACAUAUGUUGGUUAUUAAAAAAUGUUGCAAUACACUGGCGUAUUUUGUUGCAAUUGUUAUUCUGCUGGCCGUCUUGUAUGGAUUCUCAUAUGGAAACUGAUGUGUCGUGAGUCUGUCGUAGUCAAUAUGUUGUAUCAAAUUUUUUUUUUAAUACAUGUAACAGUGCAUAUAAAUUAAAAGAAAAAUUAUACGUAUUUAUUUUUGAAAUUAAAGUAUUAAACCGUUCGUUUUCUAACUGCAUAAA